Molecule: messenger RNA, 378 nt
Organism: Chondrus crispus (carragheen)
Lineage: Eukaryota; Rhodophyta; Florideophyceae; Gigartinales; Gigartinaceae
Exons: 1
Coding region: 1-378 (125 amino acids)
Source: RefSeq, a predicted model, not a curated record
AUGCAACGUGAAGCUUCGGACGAAGACGAGAUCAUUCUUUACGCAGACACUGUGAAAACUCUGAUGACAGAGCUUUCAGGUACCCCAUUAGUAGUGGAGAGAUUUCACUGUACUCCUUUGUCUGUAAAUGUUUCCGCAAGCGAAUCGGAUUUUAGAAGCUGCGUGUACAUGGGGAUGGCACCUUCUGCUUUUCCAAACCUUCCAACGUCCUGCCGCCUUCAUCUCCCGCGCGGGGAGCGCUGCUGCCGCCGCCCCAACGCUGUCGCCCUUUUUGCACGGGCCGUCCCCCUCUCACCGCACGGCCUUCGCGCCCACUGCUGCCGCGACUCUCGCUCGCCAUGCCGCCCCGCUCCUCCAUCAAAACGUGUAACAAAAUGA